AUGUCGAACAGCAACUACCAACUCAGUGAGGUCUUUGAUGUCAAGAGCAAGGUCGCCUUGGUCACCGGCGGUGGCUCUGGUAUCGGCUUGAUGGCCACUCAAGCACUUGCUACCAACGGAGCCAAGGUCUACAUUGUUGGCCGUACUGAGGACAAGCUCAAGACGGUUCAGCAGACUUACGGAAAGGACAUCUCUGGUGAAAUCGUUCCCAUCGUUGGCGACGUCACCAAGAAGAGCGAGAUUGAGAAGCUCGUCAAGGAGAUUGAGACCAAGGAGGGUUACCUAGACAUUCUUGUCAACAACGCCGGUAUUGACGCUGGCAAGCUCACUCCCGAUGGCAAGACCGCUGAGGAGAUGAAGAAGAACCUCUUCGACGAGGACACCUUCGAGGACUGGAGUGACCUCUACACUACUAACGUCAUUGCACCAUUCUUCCUCAGCACUGCCUUCCUGCCUCUCAUUCAGAAGGCUACUGAGCGCACACACGGCUGGAGCGGUACCAUCAUCAACAUCUCCUCCAUUUCCGGUCUCGUCCGCAUUUCCCAAGGUCACUUCAACUACAACGCCUCUAAGGGUGCUGUCGUUCAUCUCAACAAGAUGCUUUCGGCUGAGAUCCAGAGCAGCGGUCUCAAGAUCCGUGUCAACGCUAUUGCUCCUGGUGUCUUCCCUUCAGAAAUGACCACUGGCGAGAGCAAGGAUGACCAGAAGAGCGAGCUCCCAAAGGAACACAAGGGAGGACUGCCUUCGCAGAGACCUGGCAAGGACAAGGACAUGGCUGCUGCUAUUUUGUUUGCCGCAAGCUGCCAGUACUUGAACGGCCAGAACAUCCCUGUUGAUGGUGGCUACCUGAUCCAGACUGGUACCUAG
Molecule: messenger RNA, 867 nt
Organism: Aureobasidium melanogenum CBS 110374
Lineage: Eukaryota; Fungi; Ascomycota; Dothideomycetes; Dothideales; Saccotheciaceae
Product: NAD(P)-binding protein
Exons: 4
Coding region: 1-867 (288 amino acids)
Molecular function (GO): oxidoreductase activity
Source: RefSeq, a predicted model, not a curated record